GGCGCUCAACGGGAGAAGCCGCCAGCAUCGCUGCAGUUCAGACGCACAAGAAACGAAACCUCAGAUUCUGCGCCACUUCAGAGGAAACCCACCGCAACAUUUCUGCGUGGACCGACAACCAUUACAGUCUUGAAACCACAGAUAAGUAGAAAAGGACGCUUUGAGCUCGUUUUGACCGAUUUCAGAUCAGCGUCGAAGGCAGCCAACACAAAGUACACUUUUAAGAUUUGGCACAUCAGCUUACGAGAGUCAAGGACUGUGAAAAAUAUUCCGAAUAGUCGUUAUAUGACAACUUCUACUGGCCAACAUCAGUCUUCAUGAAUGCGUGACUUAAAUUCUGCUUUAUUCUCGGAUGAAAAAGCCCACACGCGCGCACUUUGGGACCUGAAUUUAAAACGCUGGGAUGUAGUUUUGGCGGACCAGAGGGGAGGAUUUGGACUUCGAGAAUGAACUUCGUAAGCCACCCCUGCUUACUUUCUGUGCUUUAAAGACACCUUAAAACAUGGGUUGAAAGCGACGAUGAUGGGCUGCGGGGACAUUCAACGUGGGAGGGAGCAGAAUUUGCUGUGUUAUAUAAUGAUUGACAGCGCCUUGUAAAUAAGUGGUAAAUCAUACCCAGCAUCACCCCCAUUACCCCCAUCCCUUUCCCCUUGAAUGUUAGAAAAGAGUUAUUUUAAUUUAGUUGAAGCUAAUAUUAUAGUUUAUAAAGCUUUUAGGCAGGGUAUGUCACCAGGUAGAAGAUAAAUUAAUAACAGUCAACUCCCUUUUUUACUUCUCUCGCUACAGAUGUGUAUAGCUAUAUAUUUUGCUUAGAGAUUAAAGCUAUUUAAAUUCCAUUUUAUCAUUUUAAAGCCCCACUUAGACAAUACUUAUUGCUUCCUGCCAAUAUCACUCUUUUUUUUUUUAAACAUUUCGCUCAAUAAAUUGUUAAUAAUGACGGCCCACACUCUUGUCCUACAUGUUGAUGUCAGAAUGACUGUGAAUUCAGUAAAUCAGACAAUCAACUUCAUCAUAAGCUUAUUUUUGAGCUUUAAACAGUUUUCAUGGCUUUGCAACGUUUUUAAAGGCUACUAAGAUGCUAUAAUGCUCAUUUUUGCCCUCAUCUUUGGGGAUAUGUAGUUUCUCUGCAAUCCUCUAUCUUUUUACCUUUGUGACUUCCUGUUUCGGAACCUCCUAAGCUCAUAGUUAAACUUCAGCAAAGGUUUCGUUGGUCCCUCCCUCCCCCCAACUCAUCAGGGCUGGUGGGGGGGGUGGAUCUCGGCCCCAAGGGGUCAAAAUUGUGGUUGGUGGUCCCCUAGAGGAAGGAAUCCUACCAUGGAGGCCAACCCAGAGAGCCCCAACAGGGCAGUGGAGUACCUCCUGGAGCUGAACAACAUCAUUGAGAGCCAGGCCAAACUCCUGGAGACACAGCGCCGGCGCAUCGAGGAGCUGGAGGGCCAGCUGGACAGGGUCAGCCAAGAAAACCAGGACCUGAGGCAGGAUCGCAGCCCGCGUACCCCUGGAUCAGACACCCCAGAGCAGAACCAUGACCACAGCCAGCCCCUGUCCCUCCCCAUCCAUCAUGGCAGCGGGGCUGGUGGGAAUGGUAGCAGCUCAGCAUCUCAGGUGACAGCUGGAUCAGCCACAACUCCAGGACCCAGCAGGGAGAGGAGAAGCCACACCAGGCUGACAAGAGGGCUCUCCUGCAGCUCUUCCACCACAGAGCGAGACCGGCUUGAACGCACUGACAGCACAGACACUAACGCCAGCUCCAGCUUGCGUAGAAAUGUGGAAGGAGAAUCCCAGUGUCCAGAGACUGGCACCCACAAAGACAGUCCCUUCAGCCAGAUGCCUUACAUUCGAGGCUCAGAACUCUACAGUGACAGCAGCAGCGGUCCUCCUGGUUCCAGGGGCCCCCCAUCCGUGGCAGCCUCCAGCUCAGCUAGCCUGGCCUGGGCGCUGAGAACGCGCCACCAACCUGCAAGUCUGGCCCUUCGCAAACAAGAAGAAGAGGAAAACAAAAGGUGCAAGGCUCUAUCUGACAGCUAUGAACUCUCCACAGAUCUGCAAGAUAAGAAGGUGGAAAUGUUGGAGAGAAAGUAUGGAGGCUCCUUUGUAAGCCGCAGAGCAGCGAAGACCAUUCAGACGGCCUUCAGACAGUAUCGCAUGAACAAGAACUUUGAGCGCCUCCGAAGCUCUGCCUCAGAGAGUCGGAUGACACGCCGCAUCAUCCUAUCAAACAUGAGACUCCAGUAUUCCUUUGAUGAGCGGCAGCCUCAGCAGCAGGCCCAGACACAGACGAACUUCACCCACAGUGUGGCUAUAGGGCCCCCUCACUCCCCCGAUCCAGAACGCCCAGGAGACUACACCCACCUGGAGGACUCCUUUUCCAAACAGGUUAAGUCCUUAGCUGACUCCAUAGAUGAUGCACUUACCUGCCGCACGGGUCGUGAUGACUCCCAGGAAGGCAGCAGGGAAGGAGGAGGAAUCAGUGAAGACUUUGGAGAGUGCAUGUGGAGCAGCAGCAGCAACCCCUCCUCCCAAAGAGGUUUGGGAGAAAGAGGAAGAGGAGCUGGAGGAGGGCUCAGUAUGCACGGUGACAGUACAGCCACCUCGUACAGCGAUGUCACCCUUUACAUGGAUGACGGCAUGCCAUCCUCUCCACUAUCCCUUGACCGGGCGCCCAGCAGCACAGAUACAGAAUACUGGGGCCCCGGUGGUGGUGUGGGAGGUCGUGAGGACAGCAGAGAUACCGAGGGAGGAGGCAGCAGUAACAGUCGGCGCAGUACCCCAUGUACAGAGUGCAGAGAUUAUCGUCAAAGAGGUGCACACCUGCCUCUUCUCACUAUUGAGCCACCCAGUGACAGCUCAGUAGAUAUGAGUGACCGUUCAGACCGGGGCUCCCUGAACAGACAGCUGGUCUAUGAGCAGGAACCUGGAGUGGGUUCCAGCUCCCCUCAGGGAACCCUCAAACACUCCCCCAACACAGGCACCCGCACCUCCUCCACAGGAGCUGCACAGGGUCAGACCCGAGCUCCUGGCAGACCCAUACCCACGCAUAUCCCACACCAGGUGGCAGCCCACCACCAUCAUCACCACCACCCUAUCCACCACCAUCAGUACCCUGAUACACCUUCAUCUUCCUCCUCCCCUCAGCAGCCUCCCACCACUCCUCUGUCCUCCUCCUCAUCAACAGCUCUGCCACCUGGUGGUCUGGAGCAGCCGUGCUGCUCUGACGGAGACAAUGACUCACUCAACUCCACCACCAACUCUAAUGAGACAGUCAACUGCAGCUCGGGCUCUUCGUCUCAAGACAGCUUGCGGGAGCCGCUGCCUCCUCUGGGCAAGCAGACCUACCAGAGGGAGAGCCGGCAUAGCUGGGACUCACCACCAUUCAACAGUGAUGUGGUGCAGAGACGCCAGUACCGCAUCGGUCUCAAUCUCUUCAACAAGAAGCCAGAGAAAGGCAUCCAGUACCUGAUAGAGAGAGGUUUUGUAUCAGACACCCCUGUUGGGAUUGCUCGUUUCAUCCUGGAGAGAAAGGGCCUCAGCAGGCAGAUGAUUGGAGAAUUCCUGGGAAACCGACAGAAACAGUUCAACAAAGAUGUUUUAGACUGUGUGGUGGAUGAGAUGGAUUUCUCUGGUAUGGAUAUCGAUGAUGCUCUGAGGAAAUUCCAGGCCCAAAUUAAAGUUCAAGGAGAAGCCCAAAAAGUGGAGAGGCUCAUAGAGGCGUUCAGCCAGAGAUAUUGUGUUUGUAAUCCGACCCUGGUUCGGCAGUUCCAGAACCCCGACACCAUCUUCAUCUUGGCUUUUGCCAUAAUCCUUCUCAACACAGAUAUGUACAGUCCCAAUGUCAAAGCUGAGAGGAAGAUGAAACUAGAGGAUUUCAUCAAGAACUUGAGAGGUGUAGACAAUGGCCAGGAUAUCCCCAGGGACCUGUUGGUUGGGAUCUACCAGCGGAUACAGAAAUGGGAGCUGCGGACCAAUGAUGACCAUGUGUCCCAAGUGCAGGCAGUGGAGAGGGUUAUUGUGGGCAAGAAACCUGUUCUGUCCCUUCCCCAUCGAAGGCUGGUGUGUUGCUGUCAGCUUUAUGAGGUGCCUGACCCCAAUAGACCUCAAAGGACGGGAGUGCACCAACGAGAGGUUUUUCUCUUUAAUGACCUGCUGGUGGUGACAAAAAUUUUCCAGAAGAAGAAAACCUCAGUAACUUAUAGUUUCAGACAAUCUUUCCCUUUGGUUGAGAUGCAAGUGCACAUGUUCCAGAACUCAUACUACCCUCAUGGCAUCCGCCUGACCUCUGCCAGCUUGGGUGGAGAGAGGAAGGUUCUUAUUGUAUUUAUGGCACCCAGUCAGCAAGACCGCACACGCUUUGUUAGUGACCUCAGGGAGAGCGUUGCUGAAGUGCAAGAGAUGGAGAAAUAUAGAGUGGAAUCGGAGUUAGAGAAACAGAAAGGUGUGAUGCGACCCAGCUUGCUGACUGGGAGUGUGGUUGGAGGAGGUGUAGGUGUGAAGAGCGAUGUUGUGAAUGGCACCUUGGGAAGGACAAGUUUCGAUGACAACUGCUCAGUGGGUGAGGGUCUCAAACGCACAGCGCUCAGCUCAUCUCUCAGGGACCUUUCUGACACAGGGAAACGUGGUCGCAGGAACAGUGUUGGUUCUCUGGACAGUACAAUGGAAGGCUCCAUCAUUAGCAGCCCACAGCCUCACCAGCGCUAUCCUGUGCCUGGUGUGCUCCCAGGCUGCUACGGAACAGAAGACUUCCGGCCUCACCGCCCCAUCCUGAGCCCCGGGACGGGGGUGGGGGGUGGGCCGGGGCAGCAACAUACCACUGCUGGGACAGGAGUUGGCGGAGUCUCCAGCAGUGUAGAGAGAGCAGGAGUGGGGAGCGGCCCUGGGGGGACCAACAGCAGCAACAACAGCGGCUCCUUCCUGGGCUCCCUCUUCGGCAGCAAACGCGCCAAACCACCAGGGCCCCUUAUUCCACCGGGGCCACCUUACCCCGCACCUGUACCCCCACCGACUACGGGAGGGCCCCCACCUCACUCCCCUUCAUCUCUAUGCCAGUUGGAGGGGGGUGCUUCCAAGAUCCAGGCACUGCACGCACAGUACUGUCACGCAGGCACCGUACAGCCUCCACCACCUUACUACCAUCACCAUCGCUACCACGUCCAAACUGUCCCUCCACCUUUGCAAGGUGUGCCUCCUCAUACUUUACAGAGAGGCCCACUAGCCUGUCGUGCACCCCUCGGCCCACCGCACAUCCAGCACCCUCAGCUGGCCCAUCUCUCCCAGCUCUCCCAGCAUGGACUUCCGGGUCGUUACACCAACAUGGUGGUAGGAUGUCCCCCACCCCUUUCUCCUCUCUCCCAACAUUCCCAGAACCCACAGUUUGCCCUCUACCACGCACAGCCCACACACUCCAUCAGAGGGGGCAGCGGCCCUGGUACCAAGCAACCAUUAACCCUGUCUCACUCCCACCCCCACCUCCACUCACACUCCCAAACCCACCCCGGACACGUGCACACACCACACCCAGCCAGCCACUCCACCCACCAAACACACUUCAUAUUCGGCACUCUGCCGCACAAUCUACCAUCCGGCUCCGUCAAUGCACAUCACGCAGCGUCCGCCGCCCCGUAUCUGCCCCAGUACCCUCCUCUUUCUUCUAUCCCCCCUCCCCCACCACACUCCCCUUUACCCCCCCCUUCGUCCCCCCUUACCCCUCUUACACCUCUCUCCCCUCCCCCCCCAGCACCCCGGGCAGCCUCAGCAGGGGCCGCAGGUGACGGGAGCUGGGGCAACAGGUACAGGGGGCAGCUCCAAAUCCAAACCUAUCAACCGGAUAAGUACCGUGGUGUGAGCAGGACAUGGGGCUCCAGGGUCCAAAGGUCGGAUAACAGAUUGGAGGAGGUGGGCAGAUUUAGAGCCAGAGCCAAAUCUGCCAGGACAGAAAGUAACAGCAGCAGCGCUGGUGACAAGAGGAAACGCAGCUUGCUUCGUCUCUGUUACUUUCACCUCCGCUUCCCACAUAUGUAGGUGGAGAUAAGGUGUAAAACAAGUUAAAUGGCACGUGCCCGCAUCCUGCAACAAACAUGCAUUCACUACAUGAACACACUCUACAUAUUGCCACAUACAAUCAAAGAAAAAAAAUCUAUAGCCAUAUAAUUUAAAUGAAAUUAAAUCUAUAUCUAAAUAUAUUGCCACAGUUUUAAUUGUUUGAAGUCUAGUUGAGUAUGAAUGAGACUAUUUAUAUGUACAGUACCAAGACGGGAUAAUGCAACACUGGAAUAACGGAGACCAUACUUAUUUACAUGAUUACAUAAUGAUGUAAAUAAAGACUGAACUAUGAAAUGCAUUCCAGCAGAGUUUUGCAUUAAACAACAGGGGAAAUAUACUUACUUAAAGAUGAUAGAAAAAAGUCCCUUGACUUUGCAAUAAUUUACUUGGCUUCAUUAUGUCUCCAUUCAUUUUUGCAGGUAAAGCUUUACUGACAGCUUUUUAACAUAUUAUUUAUUAAACUCUUUUAUUUUUCCAAAAGAAAACCUCAGAUUUGUUGCUGUGUCUUAAACUUCUAAAACAGUGCACGGUUCUGCUUAAGGGUCUUUUACACAUCAACAACAGUCACCAGGCUUUAUAACGCUUUCCAAGUGGGGUAUGGAAAUCAGUAAUACAAACAAUAAUAUAUUUUGAAUGUUUCUGAAGCUUCUCGUGUUAUUGAUAUUACGAUAUUCCUGCUAUGAGUAUGAUGAAUAUUGUCUAAUAAUUGUUUUGAUCAGUGACUAAUUAUAUCAGCUGAUGUUUGUAUGUGGUUAUAGAGUGUAUGCACAUACAGGUUCUCUCUGUUUGCUAUAAACACUUGAGGGUAUUCUGUUAUGUGAGGUGUGGUUUAUUUUCAUAGUAUCAUAAUUCCCAUUGAGUUUCGUUUUUAAAGAUUAGUAUUUUUGACUGUUAAAAUGAAUGAUUUUGUUCAAAUUGAUAUGAACACUUUAAAUUCCUCCUUCUCUGUUCUGUUAAUUGCCAGCAAAUAGGCACAACUUCUUAAGAUGGCGUGACCAACAAAACUUGAAUUUACAGAAUGAUUAUAAUUUGAUCUUUUAUUUUUGAUUUCUUAUGAGUCCCCAAGUACUGGGUAAAAAAAAAAAAAAGGUUUAAAUGUGGUUUUGGAAAUCUGAUACUCGUUAUUGUAAAGGGCAUCGGCUGUAUGCCCACCAUUUCCCAGUCAUCAGAUUUAGUCAUUGUGUGUUUUUCUAUUUUUCUAUGUUCUGAAAGAAGCACGCUUUUACAUGAGGUUUUGUGGUUUUGCAUAUGUGAUGUCUUCAGUCAGAAAUGGCCUUCUUCUAAUCCUCCCUCUUCUGAUACUUUCAGAAAUCUCUUUAUUACAUUUUCUGAUGCCUUGGCAUCUUGCUUAGGGCUUCUUGUUUGAAUACAUUACGAAAGUCAAGAAUGUAAUAUAACCUGCAAGUAAAUACUGUAUUUCCUGUUCCCGCUACCUGCCAGCCCCCUUCCUCUCCUGUGAGCCUUGCGUAGGUGUUAUUCCUUUUGCUACUGCAAUUUUUUAAGGAAAAAUUGAGCACUGGUGUAAUUUCCUUACAGCGCAAUAUAAAAGGGGAAAACUGCAUAUAUUUUGAUCCAGGAAGGGGACAAUAAAAAGCAAGCUGCUGAUAAAAGAUGCCAAAAUUCAAGGUUUGAAUUAUCACAAAAAGGAUUUUAAGAAGGGUUGGAGAGAGUCAAGAAUGUUAAAUGAAGAUUUUAGACAUAUGUGUUAACUAUCCUUUUCUUUUUAUGGUGUCUUUUUUGACUCUUCUUGCAUGAAUAUAUCUGCACUUAUUGAAUAGACUGUACUGUAUAAACAUGAAUGUACAUAAUAAAACUAUACAUAGGCUUCUUAUAGAGAUGGGAUAAAUUCCCAUUCUGUAUUCAGGUGCGUGCAUGUGGGUGCCACUAAGUAUGCACAUAUACAACUAGAGACGUUGGAUACGUUGGCCUAAAGGAUUAUUGACCUCUUUUUCUUUUCUUUUUUUUCAGACUAAAGGUGUGAGAAUGAAUUACAGUGAUAAAAAUUCAAGCCUGAAUAAACAUUUAUAUGUCAGUGCACUUAUUGAUAUUAUUUUAAACAUGAUUUCAUUUUUUCUUUGUGUAUGUAUUAUGUGUACUGAAAGAAUAGAGAAUUGAGAUGUGAAUAUUUAUUGCUUCUGAUAAAUUAAAGUGUCCUUGCAGUGAAAUGAUCA
This is a messenger RNA of Melanotaenia boesemani (Boeseman's rainbowfish), 8207 nucleotides long. It is a transcript of the gene iqsec2b, whose product is annotated as IQ motif and Sec7 domain ArfGEF 2b. The record is from RefSeq and is a predicted model, not a curated record. Gene Ontology annotation, biological process: actin cytoskeleton organization; regulation of ARF protein signal transduction. Gene Ontology annotation, molecular function: protein binding; guanyl-nucleotide exchange factor activity. NCBI's taxonomy places the organism in Eukaryota, Metazoa, Chordata, Actinopteri, Atheriniformes, Melanotaeniidae.